Melanotaenia boesemani (Boeseman's rainbowfish) is the source of this 6607-nucleotide messenger RNA. RefSeq names its product glypican 6a (gene gpc6a). Gene Ontology annotation, biological process: regulation of protein localization to membrane; regulation of signal transduction; cell migration. Bases 353 to 2110 code for a protein of 585 amino acids. The transcript is spliced from 10 exons. NCBI's taxonomy places the organism in Eukaryota, Metazoa, Chordata, Actinopteri, Atheriniformes, Melanotaeniidae. The record is from RefSeq and is a predicted model, not a curated record. Gene Ontology annotation, cellular component: synapse; extracellular region; plasma membrane.
GCCCUUGUGCGCUCUGCCCGCUGUGCAGCGUGCGUCUCCGUUGCGUUUCGCUUCCCUCACACUGUCAUAAACACACGAAGCAGCUGUGUGUGAGGGGAGAAGUUGAAGGCACGCGGAGCACCAGGUAGCUUCUUCAUAAGGAUUUGUUCAAUCUCGGAGCAGACGGACUCGUCUUUUCUCAUUUCUGGGGGACGAUGAGAUGGACGCAUCAGUAGCCUGUCUAAAGUGAGGAGUGAUCUUUUUUUCUUUUUCUUUUUUUUUCUUUUUCUAUUUUUCUAUUCUUUAUCAUCAUCUGACAUCGCGCUGAUCAGAGAGAUAACUGAAUCAGCCCUUUGGAUUUCUUUUAUCUGUGAUGGAGCUUUUAUGUCUCUGUGAAACAUCAUCCAGGAUUUCACUGAUGUAUGCGAUGUGGAGACUGCAAGUCGCCUUAUGUACUCUGUCGGUGCUGUCCCUGCCUUCUGCUGGUGAGAGCAAGGCGCGGAGCUGUAGCGAGGUUAGACAGGCUUAUAGCGCUAAAGGAUUCAGCCUCCUCAAUGUACCUCUUCAGGAAAUAUCAGGAGAGCACCUCCGUGUCUGUCCUCAGGGAUACACCUGCUGCACAUCUGAGAUGGAGGACAGACUCAACCAGCAGAGCAAACUGGAGUUUGAGAAUUUGGUCGAAGAGAGCAGCCACAAUAUGAGGACAACAUUUAUCUCCAGACAUAAAAAGUUUGAUGAGUUUUUCUUGGAGCUGCUGGACAACUCUGAGAAAUCCCUCAACAGUAUGUUCAUAAAGACAUACGGGAAGCUGUUCAUGCAGAACUCUGAGGUGUUCCAGGACCUGUUCACCGAGCUGAAGCGCUACUACACAGGAGGCAACGUCAACUUGGAGGAGAUGCUAAACGACUUCUGGUCCAGGCUGCUGGAGCGCAUGUUCCAGUUACUCAAUUCCCAGUACCACUUCACAGACGACUACCUGGAGUGUGUUAGUAAAUACGCAGAUCAGCUGAAGCCCUUUGGAGAUGUGCCCAGGAAACUCAAAGCCCAGGUCACCAGGGCCUUCAUCGCCGCACGGACGUUUGUCCAAGGGCUAAUGGUGGGCCGGGAGGUGGCUAACAGAGUCGCUAAGGUGAACGUAGUUCCAGCAUGUGUCAGAGCCCUGACCAAGAUGCUGUACUGCCCGUACUGCCGGAGCAUGCCUGGCCUGAAGCCUUGUCCCAACUACUGUCACAACGUUAUGAGAGGCUGUUUAGCAAACCAAGCAGACCUCGAUGCUGAAUGGAACCUUUUCAUCGAUGCCAUGCUGCUGGUGGCUGACAGACUGGAGGGGCCCUUCAACAUCGAAGCAGUUAUAGAGCCAAUUGACAUCAAGAUCUCUGAGGCGAUCAUGGCCAUGCAAGACAACAGCAUGCAAGUGUCAGCAAAGGUGUUUCAAGGUUGUGGUCAGCCGAAGCCUUUGGGAAUAGGAAGGUCUGCACGGGGGAUCUCUGAUGUGUUCAGUGCUCGCUUCAGGCCCUACACCCCUGAACAAAGACCAACGACAGCAGCUGGAACAAGCCUGGAUAGACUGAGGGUUGUCUGGAGGACAAUGCAACACAGUGUGAUUGACAUCAAAGAGAAGUUGAAGGAGUCCAAGAGGUUUUGGUCCAAAUUGCCAGAUGACAUCUGUGCUGAGGGCAAACUCACAGAGUCUGAUGAGGAGCAGUGCUGGAACAGCCACACGAAGGGCAGAUAUUUCCCUGAAGUAGUGAAGGAGGGUCUGACCAACCAGGUGAACAACCCAGAGGUGGAUGUGGAUAUCACCAGACCUGACACACUGAUUCGGCAACAGAUCAUGGCUCUUCGUGUCAUGACCAACAAACUAAAGAACGCUUACAAUGGAAAUGAUAUCUACUUCCAGGACUCCAGUGACGAGGGGAGCAGCUCCGGCAGUGGCAGCGGCUGCUCUGACGGCUGUACCACAGAGUUAGUGUAUGUCGAAACAGAAGCUCCUGUGAUCAGAGCUGACAGAAGUGAUGAACAUGCCGCAGCCGCAGCCGCUGGGAAGUCACUUUCCUGCGGACCCUCCACACUGCUGGUGAUGGCGUCCCUCACACUCCCACUUUGGGCUAUGCAGACUGAGUGGAGAUAAUACAGUGUGGCUUGAUCUCUGACUUUUAUGCUGUUAUGUAACAGUAUGCUUUACAGCAAGUUAUACUGCUGUUCCCUCACUGGACAUCUACAACCUCCUGGAAACAUAUUGAGAAUGGCUGACUGUGUGGUUUCGUAGGAUUGGAAGCGUGUGCAGUGCUGCAUCCUGCUUGUCCCCCAAAGAAUGCUUGGUGCCAUGAGUGAACCAGCUUUCACAUCUCUGAAAGAAAAUGAAAAAAAAAAAAAGAAAAUUUGGUGUUUUCUCAUUAUUCUGUGAGCUUUGAAAAAAUGCUUCUCUUUUAGGAAACUGUCAUUGAUUUUUCAGAUGAAGGGGAACCUUUUAUAUGAUGAAGUGAAAACAAAAUAACACCUAUUUUAUCCUAUCAGUUUUCUCCCCCUCAGACUAAAAGAAAGUUUCACUGUGUGCAUGCAUGGAUAUGAUGUUACCAGAGAAAACAUUUUUUUUGUUUUUUGUUUUUAUUAUUAUUAUUAUUUGUUUGUUUUAAGCAGGCUACACAGUUUGGGAUUGGUUGGCACAGGAUUGUACAGCGCUAGCAGUUUACCUGGUUUCCCGUGUUUUUUCAUAUCAGUGUGGCUUCUGGAAGCAGCAUUCUUACAGCCACCUUAUUGUUGCACAUUUAAUUAUCUCUACGAAAGUGCUAAUGUACUGCACUUAGAGAACUACUUUGCACAGAUUGUUUUUGUCGGCUUAAUGUGUUUAUAAAGCUACAGGAAACAUCUACUACAUAGAGAAAAAGAUCUAUAUUUUCAGAGCAUUUAACUGAUUGUCUUGUACUUAUAAGCAGUUACAGUAUAUAGUCCACUGGAAAGUACUGUAAUGUAAUUUUACUGGUUUAAGUAAUAGGUACAUUUUUUAAUAAAGGCUUUAUUUGUCUUUUUUUAUUGUUUGUUAAGAAAAUAUUUCAGCAACAAUCCUAAGCCAUUAUACUACAAUUGCUUGCUAGCAAUGUUUAGUUACCUGAUUUAUUCUCUUCUGUUUAAGUAGUCAACAUGCACUUACACAGUUCUUUUUUUAUUUUCUAAGGUCUGAGAGAGGAGAAAUAUUCUCUAAUAAUACAUGCUAAUUGAAAUUUAAUUUUGUGGAUUUUACAGGUCUCCAUGCUUACAACUUAUUACAACUCAUUUUGUAUAUUUUUUUCUUUAUACAUGUAACAUUACCUUAGUCCUCUGGCCUCACUAACUAGCUCUGCAUGUUACCUACUUAAAUUCUGUGAUUCUGUCCCUAAAUCUGAUCUUGUUUGACCAUUAAGAGCAGACCUACAAGCUAACAGGUAUCAGUGGUCAUAUACAAUUACUCUUGCAAAAGUUGGUGGAUGCCAAGGUUAAAGAGCCCUAACUACCCCUUGAAAUAGGGUUACUGUUCAUAAUUUUACAACAUUCCCCUGCAGGCUUCGACCUUUAACAAGCUGUGGAGGCGUAGGGUGCAAAUCAAUAAUUUUCACUUUACCAAUACAACCCAACGGCUGUGACCCCUUGUCACAGUGAAAAGGUGGCUUCCAGAAAUGUUGCAGGCAUACUGUUGAAAUUAACACCAGAACAAAUGUUCAAAAAUGUUACAUGAAAGAGAGCUUUUGAGGCACUCACCGUCAUGCUGUGUGUGCCUGCAGGAUCCAAACCAACCAACUCGUGAGCGCCUGAAAUGUUUCAACAGUAUAAAUGUCUCUUAUCACAACAGGGACCUUCCCCAAAUGCAUUGCUGUAACAAAUUAACAGCUGCUCUGAGCUUUUCAAAGAGCUGGUUUUGUUUCCCACUGCAUGCGAAGGCAAGCAUGGGAUGGAAGAGUUUCCCCUCUCACUGUCACCUACAAGCAGCAGGAGCUGAAAGCGAAAAAAGCAUGAAGCACAGAGUUAGUGCCAGCAUCACGGUUGUCUUCACACAGAGCACCAGAAGGGAAAGCUGUCCUCUGUGUGCUUAUAUGACUCACAAUGGAGACUCUGAGCACCACGGGACGCUCCCGCUGCACAACAGUUGACCUCUAUCACCUCACUCUUUACAGAAAUCGCUUUAGGAGAAGUUGACUGAACAGCAGCUUCCCAACACAACCAGCAUGUCAGGACAAAAUCACUGAUGCAUAAACAUUAAUUGUAGUAUGCAACAGGCAAAGGCCUGAGGAAAGACAAUGCUAAAGUGAUUAACAGAAGUUCCUCCCAAUGUCAGAUUGUUCAGUUAAAAAAAAUAAUACAAGAACAGAGAGAAAUUCCACUGUGUAGAUUCUGUUUAUGUGGAUUUUCAAAUUGCACAAGACAAACAUACAAGAUAACCUGACUAAGAUGCCAGAAAAUAGCUAAAUCAUCCCCAUCUUCGAAUAAUGUGACUAAGAGCUGCUGAAACUAUGCACAUCCAUUUAGCUGCGGCUUGUGUCAAUGCCAUGCUUACCGUGCCCCAAACAUAAUCAGUUUUAUGAUCAUUUAAACUUUAAACGGGACCAUAAUUUUACACAAUUAAGCUUACACUGACCUAAAGUAAACUUGUUUCACUGAACUGGAUUGAAGUGUUGCCCCCUACAGGUACAGGUUUGUGUCACCUGUGCUUUGGCUUUUCUUUUCAGACCUUGAGGUAAUAUCCCUCUUUUAUAUAAUGAAUUUGAUAAAUGACAUAUUUGUCUGUGAAUUCUACGUGGUUUCCAAACAUUCUGAGGACUGGCAUGCCACUGGAGUUUGAGCACUGUCAUGUGUUUUUCAGCUUCUAAUAUUCACACCAGUAGUGGGUGAAAAUGGGAAUUAAUUGACAUUUUCUUCUGAAUGUUUUCUUCAACUUAAAAUGUUACUGUGCCCAGAGAGGGAGGAUAGAAAUUAUUGUAAUUAGUAAGUAUAAGUAAAAAAAAAAAAAAAGAAAGAAAGUCCGGCUGCCAUCUGUUUUCUGCCCUUGAGGUUACUGUUUGGAACCAUUGAUUUGAUAGCCUACACAGAUGUAAGUAAUUCCAGGCUGCAGCAUUAGGAGAGGAAGAUUUGGAGACCUCCUAAUUAAAGGUUAUGUCAUCACUUGAGGGCUUAAAAAGCCUCUAACAAAGUGUGAAUGGAUGUCAUAUGUGAGAUCCAUCCACACUUAAUAUCCAACUCAUAUUGGAACAAGAAGUAGAAGAGGCCAUCUUCCACUCAUCGAUUCUGUUGCUCUUAUAAAAUCACUGCACUAAAGAUUUUUCUUUUUCUUUUUCUUUUUUUUUGAUUGGGUGAAAAAGUAAAUGUAAAUUUCAAUCCAUACUGCAAGGGUGACUUAGCAAGCUGUUGAGCCCUUUCAAUGUCAAAGCCUAGGGGCUUAACACACAAACCCAGCUGACCCACCUUUCAAAAGCUAAAAGUGUUUAUGCAGAAGUUAGGAACAGAAGUUCCACUCCAUUGCACUUUUCUUCUGACUUCCCUGUCAGAUCAAGCUAGCUUUACUUUAGGGAAGACAUCCCACAACUCAAGGUGGGAAUAAACAAAUCUGAACGCCCUUCAUCAGCAAGAGCAUCAAAUGGUGCUGUUUCAGUUGAUCAGAGAUGAGAAAGAUACAGGAACAUCCACCUGAAACUAUUUAUAACACGGUGAACGUUGAGUAAAGCUGUCAGCCCCAAUGUGCAGAGGAGUGUUUCCUGAGGAGGAAUGCAGACACGAGUGAGGGAGGUUUCAUGUACGAAUUAUGAUCAGUUACAUGAAGCUGUUGGGCUGAUGAGGUGCAAACUGAUUGUUUAGUUUCAGCUCUUGAUGUUUACAUUUCUCUGAUAAUAUAUCUAUACUUAAUUCACAGAUCAUCAAACUUAAAGAAGAAUGAUACAUAUUUUCAGCACUUUUGUUUUAAAAUGUUAAUAACUUAAUAAUUUGCCAAUUAAAUGAUUAAACUACAGCAAAAAGGUCAAAUAAAGUUGAUUAGAAGUGGGUUGUAUUUUGUCAAAGUUAAACGCAGCUACAUAAUUAAGUUUUACAGUAAAAUCAUACUGGAGGCGGGUGUUUCAGGGUCAGGUUUGGUUGGAAGGUUGGAACAAUCUGUGUAGGUUGUGCUUGGUAAUAAGGCAGGAAGUCAGACAUGUGGCAUCAUGUACUGUUGUUAUUUAGGCUUAGGUACUGCUCCCUUCUCAGUGCAGCUUAACAACUAUGCUUUCUCACAGUGUAAAAACUCAGUAAGCAUCUGCAGCCAUUCAAAGGUCGAAUGCACCCAUUAGAGCCUCCACAAGGUGUGUGAUUGCCGAUGAGCUGUGUGUGAGUAAGGAUAAGACAGGGCUUUACCACUGUUGCUGAAACAGAACAAACAAAGUGAAUUAAAUGAGACUUUUUCAGGGGUUGGUCCAGUUUUUUUCCAAAGAGCUUUUAUCUAGUAACAGCAGUCUUUUCUCAUUAUGAUGCGAGAAACGUUUGCCAUUCUCCUCUGCUGUGUGUAUUGUUCUCUCUCCGGACAAGCUAUAUUACACCAAUCAGACAUAGACUCACUAUUUGAGAUGAUUCAGUGCUGGGCUUAUUUUGCCAUAUUUACUUUUAUUAUUUAUCUUGUUAAAUCUAUUUG